AUGUCAAAGGAGAUUCUGAAAACAGGGUACUUAACCAAAUUUAAUCAGAGCAAUGAUUUCAACCUGAUCACCGAUAGAAUCUUUUUCAUUGAUGGUUCCAAUCAGAAACUGACUACCAUUCCAUUGGACAUUUUGGCAUUAAAAGAAUUGGAAGAAUUACAUUUGGAAAACAACCAGAUUGAAGACAUCCCCCCGGCUGUUCAGAAUUUAACGAACCUCAGGGUCCUCUACCUGAACAAGAACAACCUGAGGAUCUUGUGCCCGGAGCUGGGGUCGCUGGGCAACCUGGAGGGGCUGGACCUGAGCCACAACCCGCUGCUCUGGGACUCGCUGCCGGUCAUCAGCUGCCUGCGCACCCUGCGAGAGCUGCGGCUCUACCACACCGGCCUGAGCGAGAUUCCCACGGUGAUCUGCAAAGCCCUCCAUCACCUCGAGCUGUUCGGACUGGCCGGAAACCAGCUCGAAUCUCUGCCCAAGGACAUAGUGAACCAGACCAAGCUGAGGGAAAUCUAUCUGAAGCAAAACCAGUUCAAAGAUUUCCCCCCGGAGCUCUGCGUCCUCUACAACCUGGAGAUCAUCGACCUGGAUGAGAACAAGCUCAAAUGCAUCCCGGAAGAAAUUGGGAACCUGACCAGGCUGCAGAAGUUCUACUUGGUGAAUAACCAACUGUCCCUCCUGCCCGAGGCGCUGGGCCAAUGCAGCCAGCUGUCGGUGCUCGACUUGUCCUACAACCUCCUCCACGCCCUCCCGCGCGCCCUGGAGGAGCUCGCACACAUGACGGAAGUUGGGCUGAGCGGGAACCGCCUGGACAAGGUGCCGCGCCCCGUCUGCAAGUGGACCGCGCUGCACGUGCUGUACCUGAGCAACACGGGCCUGGGGGCGCUGCGGAGCUCCUUCCGCAGGCUAGUCAACCUGCGCUCCCUGGACCUCAGCCAGAACCUCCUGGACCACUUUCCCAUGCAGAUCUGCGCACUCAAGAACCUGGAAGUCCUGGCGCUGGAUGAUAACGAAAUCAGGCAGAUACAUUUAGACUUGAGCCCACUUGUCAAACUGAAGACACUUGGACUUACAGGAAAUGAGUUCACUUCCUUCCCAGAGGAAAUCUUUUCUUUGCCAUCUCUAGAGAAAUUAUAUCUUGGACAAGACCAGGGAUCCAAGUUGAACUUCAUACCCGAAAAUAUUGGGAAACUGCAGAAUCUUAAAGAGCUGUACAUAGAGAACAAUCUCCUGGAGUACUUGCCCGCAUCCCUGGGAUCAAUGCCAAACUUGGAAAUUCUUGAUUGCCGGCACAAUUUGCUCAAGCAACUCCCAGAUGCCAUUUGCCAAGCGCAAGGUUUAACAGAGUUGCUGCUGGAGGACAAUUUACUCACCUGUAUCCCAGAGGACCUGGAUUGCCUUGUGAAUCUUAAGGUUCUGACCCUGACAGACAACCCCAUGACCGAUCCCCCCAUGGAAGUGUGUGCUGAAGGCAACGAGGCCAUAUGGGCCUACCUGAAGGAAAACCGAGCUCAGAAGAUAAGGGCGAUCAAGCUUCAGGCAUGGUGGCGUGCAGUCAUGGUGCGGAAAGGACUGGGGAGAUUUGAGGAAUUCAUAAGAUCACGAAGGAAAGGAAAAAUCUCUCCAAAGGAUAAGAAAGGAAAUAAGCAAGGAAAAGAAAAACGUGGAAAAGGACAUAAAAAAUAA
Molecule: messenger RNA, 1683 nt
Organism: Jaculus jaculus (lesser Egyptian jerboa)
Lineage: Eukaryota; Metazoa; Chordata; Mammalia; Rodentia; Dipodidae
Gene: Lrriq4
Product: leucine rich repeats and IQ motif containing 4
Exons: 5
Coding region: 1-1683 (560 amino acids)
Molecular function (GO): protein binding
Source: RefSeq, a predicted model, not a curated record